AUGAUAUCCGGUUCGACUGACAGUAAAAAACUAGCUAGCAAAGGUGUGCAUAUAUGGGAUGCUAAUGGUUCCAGAGCUUUUCUUGAUAAUUUGGGGUUCAAAGAUAGAGAAGAAGGUGAUCUUGGUCCUAUUUAUGGUUUUCAAUGGAGACACAGUGGUGCCAAAUAUAUAGACGCCAAGACUGAUUACACUGGACAAGGAAUAGAUCAGCUCCAAAAUGUCAUUGACACUAUCAAGAAAAACCCUGGUGAUAGACGUAUAAUAAUGUGUGCAUGGAAUCCUGCUGACCUGAGUUUAAUGGCACUCCCACCUUGUCACUGCCUCGCACAGUUCUAUGUAUCUAACGGAAAGCUGAGUUGUCUCUUGUAUCAAAGAAGUGCAGAUAUGGGUCUUGGUGUUCCAUUCAAUAUUGCCAGUUAUUCAUUGUUAACACAUAUGAUUGCGCAUAUCACAAAUUUGGAGGCUGGUGAGUUUGUUCAUACAACAGGAGAUACCCAUGUAUAUCUAAACCACAUAGAACCAUUAAAGAAACAACUUGAAAGAGAACCAAGACCUUUCCCAACUCUAGAGUUUAAUCGCAAAAUUGAUUCAAUCGAUGACUUUAAAUAUGAGGACUUUGUCAUUAAGAAUUAUAACCCUUAUCCUAAGAUUGACAUGGAAAUGGCAAUAUAG
Molecule: messenger RNA, 672 nt
Organism: Danaus chrysippus (African queen)
Lineage: Eukaryota; Metazoa; Arthropoda; Insecta; Lepidoptera; Nymphalidae
Source: the annotation of a GenBank genome assembly